CAGCAAGGUACAGAACAGCAUGACAUCAUCGCGCCUGCUGCUGCUGUCAACGAGUCAGGGCUCAGCCAUGUGAAACGCGUAGUCCAUUGGCUUCUUUAGAAUUGCCUUAGUGUCGAUAUCCUGGAAUUUCCAAUAAACCGGUGUUGCAAUUCCUUAUGCCCCUUCGACUUUAUGUGGGCCGAUCGAAACAAUGUUCUGAAACGAUCUUCAGUGGCAGUGCAAUAGUUUUGUACUCAGGGCAUUUAAAUUUCAAUCAAUCAAUCAAUCAAUCUUUAUUUUAUACUGUUAAGAAACGUGUGUUUUAAUGUACAAUGUGUUUUAUUUACAGCAAUAGAACGCCAUUCCUGGGGUCGAAUUCUCACUUAAACAUCUUAAAACCAGAACCACUAUUUUAUUUUUUAUUUUUUUGAAACACAAAUUGCAAAUUUACAGCGAAAACUUGUUGUACUACAGUCAAUGAGAAAUUAGACAGCAUAUCUGCGUAUGUUAUUUUUUUUUUAUUUCUCAUGUGCUGAAAGAGUUAAACAUUACACCUCAUAUCAUUAAACACAGGGCAACUCCACCCUGUAUCAACACUUCCCAGCAUGAUAAAGCAAUCAUGUUCCAGGUGACUUAUUCAGGUGAACAGGGAGGAGCUGAAACAUCUAUUUAGUGAUCCAACACUUGCUGUUAGUCUACUUUGGAGAGGGAAUACAGACAGCUGCAACUCUGAAACACUACAGCAGCUGCAUUCAUUUCUAGUUCAUCGACUGGUCUUGACUUCAGCUAUGCCGAUUUUUGACUCAAAAGCUCCUCCCAACAAGAACCAGGCUUUGCUGGUGUCAGUUAUGGAGUUUUACCACGGGGUUCCCCUGGCCCCCAGGAGAGGGGUAAAGAAAGAUACCAAGCGGCUGCACAAGAUCCUGUCCAGACUGGGCUUCCAAGUGACCAUCCACAAUGACCUGACAGCUGAGGAGAUCCGAAACGUCUUCAAGACAGCAAGUUUGGAGAUGGGGGGAACAUGCUUCGUGGGGGUCCUGUCCAGCCAUGGAGAGGAGGGGCUGGUUUUCGGGGCAGACGGGAAUGCAGUCAGGCUGGCAGAGAUCUUCAGCUGGUUCGGGGGUCCCGGGACGUCAGAGACGACCAAGCUGUUUUUUGUUCAGGCCUGUCGUGGGAAAGAGCUGGACGAUGGCGUGGAGCUGCAGGCGGACAGUGUGUCUGUCAGUGAAGAGGACAGCUUCUCUCCCUGUUUCUCCAUUCCCAUUGACUCUGCAGUCAUGUUCGCCACAGCCCCAGGGUACGGUGCUUUCUUGCACCCUAUGGGGUCAGUCUUCCUCCAGACUCUGUGCGACCUCUUGGAGGAAGAAGGGGGACGGAGCCUAGAGGUCACUCAGCUCAUGACCCGCCUCAACUACCGGGUCGCGCACAACUUCGAGGCCAAGGGGCGGGAGUUGGGCGGGAAGAAGGAGAUGCCUUGCUUCGUCACGAGGCUCACGCGUCAGGUCUUCCCAUUCGCCGACAGACUCAAGGAGCCCCUCCCACUAUAGGGGAGGAGACAGUGAAACCACACCCCCCCAGGCACCAGCUGUGCUUCUCAUUAAGGAAUGUGCAAUAUCAAAUAAUGUUUACAAGUAAAAGACUGAUACAAAAGGAAGUAAAAUAAAUAUAAAAGGACAUUUGACAUGGUAUAAUUACACAGGCAGGGGUAGUGUGUGUGUGACAGUUCAUUUCUGUUUUUGUUCACUCACUAACAGAGGGAAUGGUGGUAUAUGUGGGUUAGAAUGUGUACAUUGAAAGUACACAUGUUUUUUGGGACACAAAAACAUUUCAAACACGUACUGUGACACGUAUGUGUUAAAGUGGUCGGCGUCAUUUCCUGCUGUUUAGUUUUCCAAUCGAUGUGUUUUGUGACUGAUCACGUAUGUGCUGAAGAUCUGUGAGCGGAAGUUAUUGUAUUAAAUUGUGAUUUCGGAUUUUUCGUAAAAAUAAAAAUGUAAUGAAAGUACAUUGUUUGACAGCAGUUGUCAUUAUUUUGUCAUUUACUCAGGUAUGAUAAAUACAUACACAGCACAUAGAGAGCUAUU
Acipenser ruthenus (sterlet) is the source of this 2063-nucleotide messenger RNA. Its product is annotated as caspase-7-like. Bases 768 to 1526 code for a protein of 252 amino acids. Gene Ontology annotation, biological process: proteolysis. The transcript has 4 exons. The record is from RefSeq and is a predicted model, not a curated record. Gene Ontology annotation, molecular function: cysteine-type endopeptidase activity. NCBI's taxonomy places the organism in Eukaryota, Metazoa, Chordata, Actinopteri, Acipenseriformes, Acipenseridae.